Drosophila ananassae is the source of this 1382-nucleotide messenger RNA. Its product is annotated as neuralized-like protein 2. Gene Ontology annotation, biological process: intracellular signal transduction. The transcript has 3 exons. The record is from RefSeq and is a predicted model, not a curated record. Bases 14 to 952 code for a protein of 312 amino acids. Gene Ontology annotation, molecular function: ubiquitin protein ligase activity. Lineage: Eukaryota; Metazoa; Arthropoda; Insecta; Diptera; Drosophilidae.
AAGGCAUCGGAUCAUGGAAGCCACUAAGGAUCCGCCUUCGCAGCCGCCGCCGCCUUUCAGCCGUGCGCCGCGCGCGCAGUCUCCUCCCGUCGCCGCCGAACAAGAUCCGCCAGAGAUUGCGUGGGAGCCCGGGACUACAUCGCAUUCCAGCCGCAAACGACAGCUGAGCCGCUUCCAUCCGUACCAUGGUUCUAAUAUACAGCUUGGCGACGACGCCACCGUGGCGUACCGCAGGGCUAGCUUUGCCGAUGCCCUCACUUUCUCGGAGCGCCCGCUGGCGCCCGGCGACAUCUUUCUGGUGGAGAUUGAAAAGAUAGAGCGCGGGUGGUCGGGACACAUGCGCCUGGGACUCACAGAACUCACACCCAAUGUGAUCCGGACCAGCAGUGAGGGCUUACCGCACUUCGCCCUGCCUGACCUGGCCAACCUGGGUAAUAGUUGGAUCUAUCCUAUCUCCAAAUUCGAGAUGAACCAGCGUCGUGCUCCUUCGAGCGACGAUGUUGGGACGGAGGCGGAAGGGGCGCCACAGAGAAACCUUCUGGGCGAUGCAACGCAUGUUAGAACCCCUCGCGGUCUCCUACCGAAAAGACUACUGCGGCCCGCCAUGGGAAACGGCCACGACUCGGAUAUCCUACUCACAGAUACCGGCUCACGCAUUGGAAUAAUAUACGUGCCCACGGUGCAAAGUACCACAAAGGGCGAGCUGCACUUUAUCAUUAACGGGGUGGAUCGGGGCCCCGUUUCGACAGACAUUCCCCUGAAUAGAGCCCCUCUGUUCGUCGUCAUAGACGUGUACGGCACCACCAAGCAAAUUAGGAUAAUCCAGCUGGAGGGCAUCCUAUCGCUCCAGAGCGCUUGCCGCAAUGUCAUCCUGGAGCACUUUUCGACGGACGCGAUUGCUCAACUGCCGCUUCCUGGGAGCAUCAAAAGAUUCCUGCUGCGCCGCGACUAGUGUUCCGUUUCAGGGAAAGAGAGUUAGCGGAGGCAAGAGUAAAGGGUGGGAAUGUGCAUGAGCGGGGUCAUGGUACGUCUAUAUAUAUUUUGUAAGUCUCCAGCAUAGCGCCAUUGAAGUGCCCAGAGAUUAUCACUGACCCCGCUCGAACUACGUCGUACGAUGACCCUACGAAUUUAUUUGUACGUUUUGUAGAUAUAUUUUAUAUUUUUAGUUCAGUUACCGGUUUACUAGACACCAUCCUCCUGCGGACGAGACUAUGUUGAAGAGCAUAACCUCUAGGAGGGAACUUGUUCCAUUACCUCUAAGUAUAUUGUUGAUAAAUGUUAUAAAAAGUGGAUCAAGUCUUGGCAUCGAAAAGUAGAACUUCGAACUGAGAGUUUAUUGAAGCCGGGAUAACAUAUAGAUUAAAAUAAAAAUUUAAAUGGAA